AUGUCAUCCUCUUCUACGUCAUCACCAUCAGCCAAUAGUAUCACCACCCUAUUGACCACCACCACCACCACCACCACCACAAAUACCACUUCAACUAUCACUCCACUCUCAGUCGUCUCUGGUUAUGCCAUUACCAUUCUCGGAAUUCAAAUGCUCAACCACAUCUUCAACUCGUACUAUGUUGAAACCUUUUUAUUGAUUCAUCAAUUACCAUCUUCUUAUUUUUAUAUUGGACAAUUUCUAUUUGCUAUAUUCAAUGCGAUUAAUGAUCCAUUGUUUGGAUAUGUGAGUGAUGAAUUAAUUUAUGGACAUUCUCAGAAAGGAAGAAGAUUGAAACAUUCUCGUAAUUUGACUCGUCAACAAAUCAUGUGGUAUGGAUGUCCAUUAUUAGUGAUCUCUUUUUUAUUACCAUGGAUUCAAAUGAGAAGUUUUGUUUUUGAAACUAAUACUAGUAAUAAUACUAUGAAUAUUAGUAAUAAUAGUAAUACUACCAGUUUAGGUGACUUGAUUGCUCUCAUUCAAUUUAUUCUUUCAUUAUUCUUAUGGGAUAGUAGUUUCACAUGGGUGGUGUUGAAUCAUUGUGCUCUUUUACCUGAAUUGACUGAAAGUGAUAAAGAAAAGGGAAGAAUUAGUACUGCUGUGAGUGUGUGUAGUGUAUUAGGAUCUCUCUUUCUAUUGCCAACUUUUUAUUUAUUUGAAAGACCAAAUUCUCAAGAAUCUUCCUAUUCAGGAAAUUUAUCACCAUUUCGAUUGUAUUGUACCAUUGUAGCCAUGAUAUCACUUGGAUUUUUGUGGUGUGGAAAUUAUCUCAUUAAUCGAGGAAUGACCAUUGUGAGAAGAGGAGAAUAUUCUCUGAUUAGAUUGAAUGAAGAAAGUGAUGACGAAAAGGAUGACGAGAAUGAUCAUCCUCCUCCUCACAACAGUAUGAAUACCACUACGACUUUGAUCGAUUCAUCCUCCACAGAGAGCACUAGUUCUACAAACUCUGUUGCAAGAUCAAAUUCAUCCUCUCCAAGAUUUGACAUCACUGACUCUCACUUGUCACUCCUCCAUCGCAUCAAAAAAGUUGUGAAUUUUGUAAAGAGUUAUUUAUUGGACUUUUUCAGAAUUUUCAAACAACUUGUAACCUUACGUAACUUUGUAUUAUUUGUUGCUGUGAAUUUUAUGAAUAUUUUUACAGUUGCAUUGUUUGAUUCAUUCAAAGUGAGAUACAUUAGAUUAUAUGUUCAACCAUGGAUGAAGAGUAUUCUCAACUCGAACGAUAACACUCAAAAUUUUGCCUCUAUUUAUUUGACAUUUUGUACCUUUAUUGCAGAGUGUUUUGCAGUUUUGAAUAGUUAUCUGAGUAUUCGAUAUUCAGCAUAUUCUCUAUUGAGAAAUACUUUCAUUUUCAGAGCUGUAGUGAGCUCCAUGACUUUACUCUUGUUUUUAUUAUUUUUGAACCAAGAGACUCUUGGUUUGAGAGGAUCCAUGCUGCCAACUCUAUUCUUAUUUGUGAAUUUAGUUGUGUUGGGAAGCGUGGGUCGUUUAUUGGAAAUCAGUCUUUCAAAAGUUGUGGAUGAAGAUUGUCAUUGCUAUAAGAGAAAGGAAAAGAAUAGUGGUAACAUUUAUGGUAUCAAUGCAUUGUUAACAAAACCAGCAUUUUCACUUGCACCCUCUUUGGCUACCAUCUUUGUGGGAAAAGAUGAUGAAUCGACCACAACAACAGUUAAAGGAAUUUCAAACGGUUCCAUGCCAACACUAUUUUAUUUGUUUGUGAUUGGCAACUUAGUUUGUGCGUUGUUGCAAUUCGUACUGUGGAGGUUUUAUACUUUGAGAGGUGACACCAGUUUAACUCAGUCAACAUUAACCCCAAAUACAUCCUCAACAGCUGCAACACGAAACAACAAUGAAUAA
Naegleria fowleri is the source of this 1896-nucleotide messenger RNA. RefSeq lists its product as uncharacterized. NCBI's taxonomy places the organism in Eukaryota, Heterolobosea, Eutetramitea, Acrasida, Naegleriidae. The record is from RefSeq and is a predicted model, not a curated record. Bases 1 to 1896 code for a protein of 631 amino acids. The transcript has 2 exons.